AUCAUUCCAAAUAGCUGGAUUACCAAUCAAAAAGGUGCUGCAGCUAAAAACAGCUUGGGUGGAAAGGGGCUGAAGAGGGGAUGGGUCAGAAUGUCAGCUGUUCCCAAGCUAACUCUCCAAGCCAUGACCCGACACCCACCCAGACCUCCAUCUCACCCCACCUCCCCGGUCUCCAGGGGGCGACGCCACUGGCGCCAUCCCACUGCGCAGGCGCCACCGCUUGGCCCGCAUGCGCAAUUGUCUCGUGCGGCCUGAGGAAAUUUCCUCUUACACGCCCACUGCGGCAGGCUCCAGUUCCUCCUCCUCCUUUCUCCACUUUACUAGUCCCUUCAGGCCUGUGUAAAGAUCCACAUAAUCAUGGAAGUUCUGCGUCCACAGCUUAUAAAAAUUGGUGGACGGGUUUAUAGGAAGAAUCCCAUCCAAGAACAGACUUACCAACAUGAAGAAGAAGAUGAUGACUAUUACCAAGGCCUCAUGGAGUGUGCAGAAGAGCCCUGUGAAACCUACGAGGUGAUGCAGACCCCACAAGGUUUCCGAUGUACCGUGAAGGCCCCCAGCCUCCUCUACAAGCAUAUUGUUGGAAAGAGAGGGGACACUAGAAAGAAACUAGAAGUGGAGACCAAAACUUCUAUUAGCAUUCCUAAGCCUGGACAAGAAGGAGAAAUUGUAAUCACUGGCCAGCAUCGAAGUGGUGUAAUUUCAGCCCGAACUCGGAUUGAUGUUCUUCUGCUCACUUUUAGAAGAAAGCAGCCCUUCACUCACUUCCUUGCCUUUUUCCUCAAUGAAGCUGAAGUUCAGGAGCGAUUUCUGAAAUUCCAGGAGGAAGUCCUGGAGAAGUGCUCCAUGGAUCAUGGGGUUGAUAGCAGCAUUUUCCAGAACCCUAAAAAGCUUCACCUAACUAUUGGGAUGUUGGUGCUUUUGAGUGAGCAAGAGAUCCAGCAGACGUGUGAGAUGCUACAGCAGUGUAAAGAGGAAUUCAUUGAUGACAUUUCAGGGGGCAAACCCCUGGAAGUAGAGAUGGCAGGGAUAGAAUACAUGAAUGAUGAUCCUGGCAUGGUGGAUGUUCUUUAUGCCAAAGUCCAUAUGAAAGAUGGCUCCAACAGGCUGCAGGAAUUGGUUGAUCGAGUGCUGGAACGUUUUCAGGCGUCUGGACUAAUAGUGAAAGAGUGGAAUAGUGUGAAACUCCAUGCUACAGUCAUGAAUACUCUUUUCAGGAAAGACCCCAAUGCUGAAGGCAGGUACAAUCUCUACACAGCGGAUGGCAAAUAUAUCUUCAAGGAAAGAGAAUCAUUCGAUGGCCGAAACAUUUUAAAGCUAUUUGAGAACUUCUCCUUUGGUACCCUAAAGCUCAAUUCAAUUCACAUCUCUCAGAGGUUCACAGUGGACAGCUUUGGAAACUAUGCCUCCUGUGGACAGAUUAACUUCUCCUGAGGUGGAUCUUGGGAAGCACUGAAGUUAAACAUCCUCACAAGUUGACUGACUCCACAGAUGUGGGAUCCAUGGAUGUGUUGAGGGCAGAUUGUACCGCAUUUUGUUUAUCCAGUCUUUCAUCGAUGGACACCUGGGUUCCUUCCACCUUUUGGCUGUUGUGAAUAAUGCCCUAUGAAUGUGGGUGUACAAAUAUCUGAGACCCUGCUUUCAGUUCCUUUAUUAUUUAGAACUUUAACUUAAGCAAAAUAGCUGGUAAAGGUGUUAACCUCUUACUUUGAUCUGUCCUUUUUCUUCUGAAGUUGGUCCCUUUUAUGCUUCUUCAGUUCCUGUUCCUUCACCCUACCCUAACCCUUGCCUUUCCGUACCACUGAUGGAGCUGCAGUAUUGUGGCUCUUUUCUGUCUACUUCCCAGGGCAGCAGCAAGUGAAACAAUGAUAUCAGCAGGACUGCGCAGUUUCUCAGGAGAAUGUCAGCCACAGAAGGCACUCCUUUGCUGCAGACCAGCAGAGGGUGGGGGUUCCUCUGCUUAGCCCCACCUGUCAGCCCUGCCACAUUCUCUGCUAGGGAGCUCCAGCCUCACUGUCACCUCUCAUCCUUGCCCCCUCACAGCUUUCCUCCCUCCAUGGCCUCUGUCUUUCCUUCGCUACUUAGUCUCAUCCUGAUUAUUAUUUUCUGUUUGAGAAGUCUGAUGCUGAGCCCCAUGUGUUAAUAAGGCCACUAACUGGUAAGACUGUAUGUAACACUCAGAUUUGUUAAAUCAUUUGUGAAUAAAUGGAUUUCUAAAGUGACUGUGAAAAAAAAAAUAAAGUGACUGUGUUUUUCUUCUGA
Molecule: messenger RNA, 2259 nt
Organism: Capra hircus (goat)
Lineage: Eukaryota; Metazoa; Chordata; Mammalia; Artiodactyla; Bovidae
Gene: ASCC1
Product: activating signal cointegrator 1 complex subunit 1
Exons: 11
Coding region: 358-1431 (357 amino acids)
Biological process (GO): DNA alkylation repair; regulation of DNA-templated transcription
Cellular component (GO): nucleus
Molecular function (GO): RNA binding
Source: RefSeq, a predicted model, not a curated record